GGGAGGCCAGCUACAAUCCGGAUAGCUGCACGUGCGGGGCAGGCAGGCAUGCAGUUUUUUGAAUCCUGCCGCAAUCAGGUUACUUCCGACCGAAAGAGUGAUGCACGUCAUAACCACGGACACUGGAGUCACGAACAACGGGCAACUGCAACUCAUGUUGAACGUUGGACUUAACCACAUACCUAUGAGGGCAUUGGAUGAAGAGUUCGCCCUGGGAGAGAUUGAAGAGGCGCUCAACCACAUUCUGACUACAAGAGUCUGCGACGAAGAACUCUCGAUGGAGGAGGAGAAGGCAGUGAAGAACUACGUGAUGGAGAAAGCAAGGACUGCCAUCAGGCAGUAUCAUGCGCAACACAGGCACAUCAAGGAGGAACCCAUCAAUAGCAUGCCUGUCAGGAAGGAGAUUGAUUGGCUAACUGGAAGAUUCCUCGUCUGCCCGACAGAUAAGGCGCCGCAUACUUCGAUGUUCGUGUGUAUCAACUUCAUACAGAGGUUGGCACUGGAGAGGCUAUCCGGCCCGGACUUCGUUCCACUCCAGCAAUCACCCGCAACGCUUGGCAGCCAACUCGCUGAGCAGGCCAGUGCAUUCACACCAGUUAGGAAUGAGGAAGAACCCCUACCCCUGCCACAUCUCAUGGUCGUGUACAAGGCGCAUAAGGAGACGUUCAGGUGGAUCACCAACACGGCAGGAUCAAUACUCUCACCCGCUGCGGACAUUUGCGCAUGCCUCCUAAAGUUCCUUGCGGUCGAUGUACAAGCACUCUGCGAGGAGAAGAGCGACGAGGUCUUCUCCAUGUACAAGGUCAGACUCAACUAUUGGUGGCCGCUCACAUCAAUCGGCAAACUCAUCGCCAACCUCCCUCGGCAUGUGUACUCCGUCUUCACGGCGGACAUUACCAGGUGCUUCGAGAAGAUCCCGACGGACAACUCGGAUGACGGACUAAUCGUUGCAAUCAAGUUCUUUGUCGGAUGCGCGAUGGAGCGGAGAAGAGCCAAAACUGCGAGGGACGUGAUUGCGAUCACGGUCUCUGCCCGCGGUUCGCUACAUCCAUGCUGGGUCGACGGGCAGCAGGAGAGGCAGUUCGACGAACUGUACUUGGACGAGAAUGAGACCAUCAACGCUUGCGAAUGGCUAGUGUCCAAUGCGGUGGUGCAGAUGGGGAACAGGGCUUGGAGGCAGAUUCUUGGCAUCCCCAUGGGGCUGUCAUGUUCUCCCAUCCUCUGUGACGUUUAUUUCUUUAAAUACGAAUUUCAAUUGAUUGCACACCUUGUAGACAAUCAGGAAUGGCAGGCGCUCAAAUGCUUUGAGGAAACCUACAGGUAUAUCGAUGACCUCUGUUCAUUGAACAACAUGGUCAUCGCGGACUUCCUCAAAGACRGAGUGCCUGGCCAAUGUCCUGAAAGAAAAAUCUACCCGCACGAAUGCAUCGAAAUAAAGGAAACCACUACUGUCAAGGAAGAUAAUCACGGAUUGGUCGCGAACUUCCUGAACCUCACCAUCUCGGUCAUAUCAUCCUCCGAUGGCACUUUCGCCACUUCCAAACACAACAAGAAGAGAGGACUCAAUUUCAACCCAGUGAAAUUCAUGAAAUUUAAGUCCAACCGAAGCAUCACACAGUCGCUGCAAAUCCUGACCGCACAAACCGUACUUGUCCUUUUACUAUGCUCAGACGAACAGGAAGCCGCGUAUGAAAUCCAUUCUUUAGUCCAGGAUAUGGUUGCUAACGGGUUUGGCAGGAAGGAAUGCUGGAAAAUCAACCCGCACGCCCCAGCUGUGAUAUGGUAAGGACGAUCUUGAUUGUGCGAUUCCAUAUGUGCU
This is a messenger RNA of Chara braunii, 1819 nucleotides long. NCBI's taxonomy places the organism in Eukaryota, Viridiplantae, Streptophyta, Charophyceae, Charales, Characeae. The record is from the annotation of a GenBank genome assembly.